Amborella trichopoda is the source of this 1006-nucleotide messenger RNA. Its product is annotated as zinc finger protein GIS. The record is from RefSeq and is a predicted model, not a curated record. Gene Ontology annotation, molecular function: DNA-binding transcription factor activity. Lineage: Eukaryota; Viridiplantae; Streptophyta; Magnoliopsida; Amborellales; Amborellaceae.
CAGAUCCUUAACUGGUUUAUAUUAAAAAAAGGAAGCUGAGAUGAAAUCUCAUUUGAAACAUUGUAAAUCCACAAGGAUAUCCCUCAAAUCCAACCAUGAUUUCCGCCAUAUCUGCAUUGCCUUAAACCCAAAACCCAGUAUCUUUAUUCCCCAUUAAAUCCAAUAUCUCUACCCCAACUCCAUGAAUGGAUCAACUUAUAGCAAUUCCAAGCCCUUCACGUAUUCCAAAACCCUAACCAGUUGCUAACUUCAGUCUCUCAUAUAUUUCAUUUCCAAAUAAGGCUUAAACUUCCUGGUUUCAUUUACAUUAGAAGAUCUGAACCAUGACCCAAUUUAGGCAACUCAUAUCUCCACACCCCUACAAUGAAGGAUUUAAACCCCUCAGCUCCACCCCAACAUCAUAAUCCCCCCUCUCUCUCGCUCUCUUAACCCGAUCAGGCGUUUCUCUCUCCCUCUACAGCUUCUUUCUUGCACUAGAGGAGCAAUGGAGUCGAAGAGCUCAACUAGUUCAGAGUUAUGGACUCGCAGGUGCCCAACAGGUCCACUCGCCCUAGCACUUGACCUCACCCUUGGUGGCACUGGUCUCGAGCCAGAGGCACGUGCUUUGGUCCAGCGUCUCUACCCGUGCAUGUAUUGCGACCGCAAGUUCAUAAGUUCUCAGGCACUCGGAGGCCACCAAAACGCGCACAAGAAGGAGCGCUGGGCAGAUCAACGAAAGAACCCAAGUUCGAUCCGUCAUCUCUGUAACUUGGCUCCAUUGCCUUCGAACCUUUUCAUAAGAUCUCCUUUUGUGGGUAUGGAUCUACGAGCGCAGAUGCACUACUGGGUUCGACCUGGGUCUGCACCCUCUUAUGGGGUGGGCACGAUGCCUAGUGAGCCUAAGGGAGGAUUUGGGCUCUCAGAGGAGGACAUGACUUUGUUGGGACAAGAGAGAAAGACCAGGAUUCCCGUGGAUGUGGACCACAAAAUUGAGGACCUUGAUUUGUCUCUGCGGCUUUGAUUUGUC